Messenger RNA from Symbiodinium sp. CCMP2592, 7917 nucleotides. NCBI's taxonomy places the organism in Eukaryota, Dinophyceae, Suessiales, Symbiodiniaceae. The record is from the annotation of a GenBank genome assembly.
AUGGACUUGGCUCCUGGCCAUAGCAUCGAGGAGGCCGUUGAGCUUCUGCGAGCUGCAGACUUCCGUCUGUUCUGCAUUGAGCGUCGUGUGUCCACUCUUGAAACGCAGAUUUCUGAGCUGCGUGAAGUGCAAAGACGGCUUAACGCUACAGUGCUUCGUGUGGAGGCGCUGGAACAAGACAACGCAGUAAUCAAGCAUUGCUUUUCUUCGACACAGCCAGGGGUCAGUCUUCGAUCUGAAGUAGCAUCUCUUAACAACGUGGUUACCCAGAUUGUGGACUCAGUCAAUCGCUUGGAGCCUGAGUUACAGCUUCUUUUGCGUUGGCGGGAGCGCUUCACUUCCGCUUUGCAGGCCGAGCUUCAGAACUUAGGUCACCAGCUUUGUGUGGUAGCAUCGCAGCUCGAGCUUGCUGCCGGUGUCAGUUCGGCGAUACAGCAGGCUCCGCAAGAUGCUUUGCCCUCGGCCACUCAGGCCUUUGCUCGGCAGCGGGCUCGUUUUGCUGCGCUGAUUCGGUCGGAUGAUUCUGUGCGUUUUGAGGCUUUACGUAAGAUUAAGACCCUGACUUUACUUGAUCCUGCUGCAUCGGAGCUGGGGCGGCUUCUCAUCGGCAAGGCCGCUAUCUUGUCUGACCCUGAGAGACUUCAGAAGUCCUUUGCUGACACGUUCGCUACAAAGAGCACUGCAACAUUGGCCAAACGAGCUUCCUCUUUCUGGAAGUUUGCCGAGUUUUGCUUGAUGUUCGAUUCUGGCUCGCCCUUUCGAGCGAGCGAGGCGGCUGUCUAUGCAUAUAUCCAGGACUUGCAGGCCCACGGAGCUCCUACAUCGGCCAAGGCCUUUCUUGAAAGCUGGAAUUUUCUGUCAGCGCUGCUGGGUUUCGCAAAACUUGCAGGCCAAUCUCCUUUGUCAGGCCGUGUGCGAGGAGCUGCUGCAGCGUUGGCGGCCACUAAGAAGCCGCUGGUCCAGGCCUCACCAUUGUCAGUUCCAAUGAUUCGGGCUCUGGAAAGGAUUGUGGUGAAGCCUCCGUAUCCUCAUUGGCGUGUGAUUGCUGGGCACAUUCUUUUCUGUGUGGGAAGCUGUUCUCGCUUUUCGGAUACAAUCCACCUCAAAUCUUUGGAGCUUCAGAGUGCGGGAACCGUGCAUCUUUUGGAAGCAUCGUCUGCAUCUUACAAGACUGGUACUGGCGAACGGAAGACCAUACUUCUGCCGCUGCUCUGCCUGGGAUCUUUCGUGUACCCCACGAUUUGGGCGCCGCUGUGGAUGGAAGCCCGAACUGAUGCUGGCCUCGGCCUCAAUCCGUCACUGCCUGCAUUCAGCGAAGCCUCGCAGUCUUGGUUGGAGCGUCGCAUGUCUACUGGUGAGCUUACCAUGUACCUGCGUGAGUUCCUCGUAGCCAGCGUUUCUUUGGAGGACCGCCGCAUUGCAGGACACCACUUGGACCCUGAUUCCCGGUCCCCUCUGACCUACAGCCGUGACGAGCUGUGGGUGGGAUGGGUGGGUAGCUACUCCCUGGCCAAAGGGCUUGCGGGAGUGAAGAUUCCGAGUGUGCCGGGACAAAGCUGGGAUCAGAAACUCUCUGAGGCGAGGGAAGCAGCUUUGGCAAAGUGGCUAGGGAUUCUUGAAAGGUUCCCUGACGAUUUCGGUCUUUCUCUUUCGAUUCGGCUAGAUAAGGAGAACGGGCGAGACUCUGACUUGAAGUCUUCCUUGCAAGAUGUGUUUUCUCAGAAGGCGAGCGUCACGAUCUCGGGCCGUGCUGGGCCCCUUGCCAGGUACAUCAAGCACUGCCGAAGUUGCCAGGUCAUUCCUUUCCCUGUCACUGAAGCAGGGAUCUAUGCUUUCCUACAGGAUUAUGCAUCUCACGAGGCGCCCACUUUCGCCAGGAGUUUCUUGAGCAGCCUUGCUUUUGCAAAGUUCACUGUGAGCUUGAAGGUGAGUGAUGAGGUCUUCAGCCCCAGGGUCCGUGGGCUGUCGUCGAAGCUGUAUCUUGAAAAGAGGAAGACUCGGCAAAAGCCGUCGCUCAAAGUUGAUCAUGUGCGGAAGUUGGAGGCUAUCGCUUCCGGCUCGAUCGUGCUCGAGCCUUCAGACCGGGUCGCUGCUGGCUUCUUCGUGUGGACCUUGUAUGCACGAGCGAGGUACUCGGAUGCCCAAGCUGCAGGUGCAAUGACUUGUGACUUAAGCGAUACGCCGGACGGCACAGUCGGAUACCUGGAGUCCGCUGUCGAGCGAAGCAAGACUUCGUUCUCACUGGAAAGAAAGGUCAGGUAUUUGCACAUGUUUGCUCCCAUCCAAGGUAUAGGUGAGGUGCCCUGGGGUGUCAAGUGGUUUGAGUUCUAUAAGGAGCAUGGGCCUCCUUUGGGGUCGGGCAAGCCCUUGCUUCCGAGCCCGCUCUCUGGCGGAGGGUGGCAAACAUCGCCGCUGGCGGUGGCGAGUGCCACGAAAUGGAUGAAGUCACUCUUGAUCCGUGCGGGUUGUGACAGGUCUUCCGUUGAACCGCUUGGGACGCAUAGUCUCAAGGCAACGACCUUGAGUUGGAGCGCCAAAUUCGGACUACCCCGCGAGGUGAGAGCGGCCCUAGGCUACCACGCCCGGGGCCGUGACGGGACCGAGCUCAUCUAUGGGAGAGACAACAUGUCUGCUCCUGUGCGCCAGCUGCAAGGGGUCCUGCUCGAAGUGUCGCGCGAAAGGUUCAUGCCGGACGCCACCAGGUCCGGUUACUUCGUGAAGCGCUUUGAAGAUCCAGAAGGGAUGCCCAUUCCUCCUGAUGAGGUUUUGACGGAAUCUUCUUCCGAGGCCAGCGAGGAUGCCGAGGAUGUCGAUCAUGUAGCUGCGGAGGCGGCCACCGACGAGUUGGGAACAGAGACAGCCGUUUCAUCCAUGCUGUCGCAUCCGAAGAAGGCGACAAGUUCAGAUGUGGGCCACGAGGUGCGGAUUCGGGAGUGUUCUGAGAACUUUCAGCGAUUUGUAGGAGUUUCACUAGCUCGGUUCCUGCUCCUGACGAUGGCUAACUACUCUGAGAGUCAAUCGGUUCUGCAGUCGCGAUUGAGUGUCGUGGGUUUCGCAGAAGAUGACGUUCAGAAAAUCCUGCCAGAGGUGGGAAACUUGAGGAGGCUGGCGUUCAUUUCUUCUUUCACACCUGGCCAGACUGACGAGGGGCCGUUGAUGCAGGUGUUGAAAGACAUUUUGAAGCGAGACUUGACAAUUGCAGACAAGGCUAAUUGGCGUGCGGUCUACAAUGAAGCUUUUGCCAUAGUGACCGCGGAAAUGAAGCAGAGGAUUGAGAAGGCCGACCCAGAGUCGACCGUCCGGCCUUUGUCUCAGCCUGAGAGGUCGGAGCGGUACGAGCGGCAGGCCAAGAAGCUUGUUGGGAUUUCACUGAAAGGGCCUCUGGAGCCUGCCGAUGCACUUGUUGAUCUUGCUGUGGCUUCCUAUGAGGCAAAUGAGCUGAGGUACAUUCCGUGGGACCGGUGUGUGUCCAAGGAAGCUGAACUGGCUGGCGAGAAGAAACGCGAUGUCAGGUUCACUGUUGAGGAGUCUUCGGGAAAGCUUCGGAUCGAGCACAAACAGCCUGAUCUGGUUGCGGAUACUUCAUCGGAGAUUCUUGUUCAGCAGGCUCUCACCAGGAGAGCUUUGGCCAUGGAUCAGGCGAACCUGAUCGAGUUCAGUGUUGCUGAUAAGUGGACUCAACGCUUGAUGAAGGCCCGCAUGCAAGCGCCUGCGGAGCAUUUUGCCAGGCCCACUUGGAAGCAACUUGAGUCGGCGGAUCGGCAGCUGUUUGCCGAGCUUCGUGAUAAGACCAGGGCAGGAGUGCAGACCGUCGCAUCGGGUCGCCCGUUGGACACACUUCUGCCAGAUGCGAUGUACAUGAACGAAGUGUCAUGUUUAUUGCAACCUUUUCCGGCCCCUGCCCUAAAGGAUGUUCCCCAGAAGCCGGAUGCUCCCAAGUGGGAGAGGCCUUCUCCUUACAACAAAGGUGGAGGCAAAGGAAAGAAAGGAUGCCCUACCAAAGGGCAGAAGUGCGAGAAAGGCCUGCACAUUUGCGCAGGUGCGUCGCUGAUGGCCGGUGCUCCAGAGAGUGUGCAUCAGCCGGCAGCGGGAGCCUCACAGGUGGAUGAUCUCCUAGAGGGAGUUCAUCGGCCGAGCAAUGCAUGCGCCGGCGGCUCUCCUCCGAGUGGUGUGGAGUGUCGUCUGCAGUCAGGUGUUGAUCGAGAGGAUCAUCACAUGCACAACGUUGGCUCUCACAGUGCCAUCUCCAGGCCAUCACCAGGUGUGGUGGAGGCCGCACGCAGCAGGUCCCCGAGGCCCCGUGAUGGGGCACAGUCGCAGAGAGGUUCUUCACUUGACGAGGGUCAUGUGAGUGCCGCCGAUGUUCUGCGGGUUUUCGAUGGUCUUCCUUCGGAUGCCUUGAAGAGGGGUGCCGAUGCACCUCUCCCAACUUCGAAAUCUUAUGCCACGGGAGCGUAUGUUCUUGGUGGUAAUGUAGGCCUGAAGGCCAAUGCCUCAGCCAACCCGGAGGCGCUCAAAGUCUUUGCAAGGUUUGUGAGACAGCGUGCACCGGGGUUUAAGUUUUCUUCGAUAAAUAUAUUUGAGGAUGUUCGCACUGAGCGCCAUCGAGAUCAGUGGAAUGCCAACUUGCAUAACUUGGCGAUUGCACUGACUGACUUCUCAGGUGGAGCUAUCUUUGUGGAGCAUGAAAACGGUCGAGAUGUAUCCGACCUUAAUGGGGCACGAGGCUCUCGCUUGCAGGUUGCUAAGGGCCCUGUCCGAUUCAAUGCCAGACACAAUUGGCACUACACCGAGGCGUGGCAGGGCCGUAGAGUCUUGCUGGUUGCAUUCACCAUCCGUCAUGUCGAAUCGCUGUGCAAGGAACAUCUUGACUUUCUCCGCGAGUGUCAUGUUGAUGUUCCGGAAUGCGCGCCCGAGGGCGCGCGGUUGGCGCCUGCUGAAGCGUGUGCUCGUCAGCCGCCAUCCUUGACCUCCCCCGCAGCUCAGGAGUCGCUUAGGCCCUUGCCCGCUUCGGUUGUCCCCGCCGUUGACCCUAAGGAACCUGUGAGCGACCCUGCUAGUCCCUUAAAGCCCGGUUCUGCUCUCUAUGUCGAGAUAAAGUGUGGGUCCGGAUUGCUGCCGGCUCGGGUGCGGCGGGACGGAUUUCAAAUCAUAGCGCUUGAACAUUCUCGCCCCGCUGGGCGAGUGCACACUCACCUUGUCCCUGUGGACAUUGAAACUGAGUCGGGUUUCUCCUUUGUGCAGACUGUCAUCAGCCACGAUGCCCCUUUUCACGUGCAUUUCUUUCCUGCGACCAAGGAUUGUUUUAAGGCUACUUUUAGCGCCGGGCAAACCAUUCGCAUCGCCAAACUCUUGCUUGCAUCUGAUUCGCAUUGGAGUGUCUUGCAUCCCCUGGCGUCAGCCCUGUGGAAACAGCUCGACUUUCCCGACAACCUCCAUUGCGUAGACUUCUGUGCAGGUUGCUACGGGGCUCCCAGUCCGGUCAAAAUGCGUCUGUGCACAACCCAGGCCGCGCUGGCUGGCAUGCCGGUGCCAGCAUGUCGUUGUCGCCCCGGGCCCCACGCUGCGGGCUCGCUUGCACCAGAUGCCUUGUACACAACCAAGUUCUGUGAUGUGUUUGCUGGCCUCCUGCAGCUGGCGGUUGGCCAGUCUGGCCUCUUACUUGAGCACGCUCUUCCUCUGCAGAGUUCGCGGCAUUCUGCCGUAGCAGCCGCUGGGCGGCAGCCUCGAUUGUCAAAAUUCCAGCCGCAGAUCGCCGAGUUUAAGUGCCAGGCCACGGUCCGUGAGUUCCCGUGGCCCCUUCCUUUGGAUAAUAAAGGCAAUCUCACAUGUGUGCCUUCAGCAGUUACCUUUGGCAUUUACCGCACGGAACAAGAGUUUGUGGCCCAGGCAUUGCAUAUCGAUCAUCCCUUCGACUUGUGCGUGGCAGUCCCAGACUUCAUGUUGAGAGCGUUGGCUUUUACCUUGAAAGAGGGCCCGGUUGGUGUGAUGAAGCACCGUCUGAAUUUGCUCCAGCAGUGGACUUCUUGGAAACGCGAUUUGGCCGGUGCCGAAGCAAACCUGCAUGCUGCCAUGGAUCCUGGUGUGGCUUCUGUUAUGAAGGGCAAGAACAUUUUGCUUUUGGAAAAAAUUGCAUCGUCUUUCGGUUGGCCUGACACUGAAGUCUUCGAACACCUUAAGCAUGGGUUUCCCUUAGUGGGGGAGUCGAGUCCUUCUGGCAUCUUCGAUGUGGAUAGAAAACCGGCUCUGAUGACAAGGGCAGAGCUUGUGCAGCAUGCUAAAUUCCUUAGGCCUGCGCUGUGGGCGAAGGUGGCGAACGCGGAGGUGGAUGAUUUAGCUCGGGAAGUGUGGGAUUCCACACAGCAAGAGAUGCUAGUCAAGGAGUGGCUAACCGGACCUUACUCGUGGGACGAGCUGCAGGCCCGUCAUCCAGAAGGCUGGCUUCCAGUGCGGAGGUUCGGCAUUGUGCAAAAAGCCAAGACGCGGUCGAUAGACGAUUUGGCCGAGAACUCUGUAAACUGCGCCUAUGCUGUUUCCGAUCGGAUUUCUUUGAGGGCCCUUGAUGAAUUGGUCUGGCUUGCGAUCACCCUCUUUAAGAUCUUCAUUGCAAAAGGCGAGGUGAGCAUCCCUUUGUCGGACGGCGACCAUCUUCGCUUUCCGGUGCAUUCUUUCUGGAGGGCCCUGAAACCCGAUGCGCUUCAGCCAAGCUUGAAAACAGUGGACUUGAAGAGUGCUUAUAAACAGUUGGCGGUUUCUCCACGAGACCGCUGUCUGAGCAUAGUGGCCAUCAAGGACCCGGUCUCGAGGCUUCCGUUUGGCUUCGAGAGCCGAACCCUUCUGUUUGGGGCCACCUCGUCGGUGGUUUCAUUCAAUCGCGUUGCGAGAUUGCUCCAGAGGGUUCUGGUUGCCUUGCAGGUGCUCGCCUGCAACUACUUCGACGAUUACCCGGUUUUAGAGGUCUUGCCGCUUUGUAACAACACGCAGUCGACUGUCAGAGCCGCGUUGGACCUGCUGGGUUUCGCCUGGGCGGAAGACAAGGAUCUUCCCUUCAGCCAUGAGGCUGAGCUACUAGGCGUUCGGGUUGACCUUGGCAGCUUUGGGGUAGUUAAGAUUGGGAAUAAGCCCGAACGUGCUACUGCCAUCGCUGAGGCGGUGGACUCCGUCUUGAGUGCGGGCCAUCUUGAUCCGAAGACCCUGCCGUCUUUGUUCGGUCGCCUCCAGUUUGCCGAGGGUCAGCUGCACGGGCGAUUGGGCAGAUUGGCACUGGCCGACCUUAGGGCGUGCACGAUGAGUUCUCAGGCCAAAACCCUUGAUGCCACGGCUGUGCAGGCCCUUUGUAAUCUUAGGUCCCGGGUUCUUGGGGGUACCCCUAGGAUAGUCCCGGCUUGUGUAGGGUCUCGUCGUUCUGUGAUUUUCACAGAUGGAGCGUACGAGCCGACGAAUGAAACUCACCCCGCCACUGUCGGAGGAGUCUUGUACCAUUUCGACAACGGCGCGUGGUGCACUUUCUUCUUUGCAUGUGCUAUCCCUUUGAGCGUUGUACAGAGCUGGGAGGCUCUCGGGAAAAGGCAUUUGAUAGGCCCAGUUGAGAUGUAUGCAGUGGUAUGUGCGAGAGAAGCGUGGGCAAAGCACUUGGACAUGCAAAGGGUGACCAUGUAUGUGGAUCACUCCGGAGUGUUGGCCUCUUUGGUGAAAGGCUCUUCGAAAGACCCUUUGUGGAGGCAACUCUUGCUGAUCUUUGAGAGCUGCGACGCUGAGGCGAUGCUCCCUUGGUUUAGCCGCGUUCCAAGUGCAAGUAACCCGGCCGAUCCUCCUUCGAGAGCUAAGUCAAUCUUUCCAGUCAGGGGGCAGGUGUGCAGAGUGUCGCCUCGAUGCCCGAUCAAAGGCAAUGCCACGAUUGAUCUCCUUCUUAAGUGA